Molecule: messenger RNA, 1338 nt
Organism: Clonostachys rhizophaga
Lineage: Eukaryota; Fungi; Ascomycota; Sordariomycetes; Hypocreales; Bionectriaceae
Source: the annotation of a GenBank genome assembly
AUGUUCCGUCUUGGUAGCAGCCGCGCUCUUGCUUCGGCGUUGAACGCCACCAAGCUCGCCCCCUCUGUCAGACUGCCCGGUGUCGCACAGCAACGCAGAGCUCUGAGUAUCCACGAGUACCUUUCCGCCGACCUCCUGAAAAAGUAUGGAGUUGGUGUUCCCAAGGGCGCUGUCGCCAAGAAUGCCGCCGAGGCUAAGGCCGUAGCGAAGGAGAUUGGAACUGAGGACAUGGUCAUCAAGGCCCAGGUCCUGGCUGGUGGCCGUGGUAAGGGCACCUUCGACAACGGUCUCAAGGGCGGUGUCCGUGUCAUCUACUCUCCUCACGAGGCCGAGAUGUUCGCCGAGCAGAUGAUUGGCCACAAGCUCAUCACCAAGCAGACCGGCGCCCAGGGCCGCAUGUGCAACAGCGUCUACAUCUGCGAGCGCAAGUUCGCCCGCCGCGAGUUCUACCUGGCUAUCCUCAUGGACCGUGCUACCCAGACCCCCGUGAUCGUCUCGUCUUCCCAAGGAGGUAUGGACAUUGAGACCGUUGCCAAGGAGACCCCCGACGCCAUCAACACCACCUACAUCGAUAUCAACGUUGGAGUCACUGAUGAGAUGGCCCGUGACAUCGCCACGAAGCUGGGCUUCAGCGAGCAGUGCAUCGAGGAUGCCAAGGACACCAUCCAGCGCCUUUACAAGAUCUUCCGUGAGAAGGACUCCACCCAGAUCGAAAUUAACCCCCUUUCCGAGACCUCUGACCACCAGGUCCUGUGCAUGGAUGCCAAGUUCGGUUUCGACGACAACGCCGAAUUCCGCCAGAAGGACGUCUUUGAGUGGCGCGACACCUCCCAGGAGGAUGCCGACGAGGUCCGUGCCGCUCAGUCCGGCCUGAACUUCAUCAAGCUCGACGGUGACAUUGGCUGCCUUGUCAACGGUGCCGGUCUUGCCAUGGCUACCAUGGACAUCAUUAAGCUGAACGGCGGUCAGCCCGCUAACUUCCUGGACGUCGGAGGUGGUGCCACCCCUGCCGCCAUCAAGGAGGCCUUCGAGCUCAUCACCAGCGACUCCAAGGUCACCGCCAUCUUCGUCAACAUCUUCGGCGGUAUCGUCCGCUGCGACCACAUCGCCAUGGGUCUCAUCCAGACCGUCGAGGCCCUCAACCUCAAGAUCCCCAUCAUUGCCCGUCUCCAGGGCACCAACGUCGAGCAGGCCCACCAACUCAUCAACGAGUCAGGCAUGAAGAUCUUCUCCAUCGACGAUCUCCAGAGCGCCUCUGAAAAGGCCGUUCAACUGUCAAAGAUGGUCAAGCUUGCUCGUGACAUUGAUGUCGGUGUCGAAUUCACUCUGGGUAUUUAA